Messenger RNA from Carassius carassius (crucian carp), 6977 nucleotides. RefSeq names its product sodium channel protein type 4 subunit alpha B-like. Bases 193 to 5637 code for a protein of 1814 amino acids. Gene Ontology annotation, biological process: membrane depolarization during action potential; sodium ion transmembrane transport; neuronal action potential. The transcript has 24 exons. Lineage: Eukaryota; Metazoa; Chordata; Actinopteri; Cypriniformes; Cyprinidae. The record is from RefSeq and is a predicted model, not a curated record. Gene Ontology annotation, molecular function: protein binding; voltage-gated sodium channel activity. Gene Ontology annotation, cellular component: voltage-gated sodium channel complex; plasma membrane; axon.
AGGUUUCACACAAGACACCCGCGCGUGAGCGACAGCUGCCCGGAGCCUGGACCUUCUCCCAGACCAGCAAAAGUUUCGACGAACACUAACUUUCGGACCUAAGAUUCAAGGAAAACCUUUUUUUCUGGCUGAGAAAGAGCACAACUGAGAGACCCUGAAGUGGUGGCAGCCCUCCUUCAGCAGAAUGUCAAGAUGGCGAGCCUGCUCCCUCCCACAGGUGCCGAUGUGUUCCACCCCUUCACUUUGGAGUCGCUCGCCGAGAUCGAGCAGCGGAUGGCAGAAGAAGCCACUGAGCAGGAGCAGAUGAAGGCCAUGAAUAUCGAGGUGCCUGAGGAGGAUCUCCCCAAACCCAGAGGUGAUUUGGAAGCAGGAAAGGUCCUACCAUUCAUCUACGGAGACCCUCCACCAAAUCUCCUCAAUGUUCCUCUUGAAGAGUUGGAUCCAUUCUACAAAGCAAAAAAAACAUUCAUCGUGGUCACCAAAGGGAAUACAAUAUACCGAUUCAAUGCUGAACCUGCAUGCUACAUUCUAAGUCCAUUCAACCCUAUCCGACGAGUGGCCAUAAGGAUACUCAUACAUUCAUUAUUUAGUAUGUUCAUCAUGAUAACCAUCUUGUCAAACUGCGUGUUCAUGACGAUGGGUGACCCUCCAGCAUGGAAUAAAAUAGUAGAGUACGUUUUUACUGGCAUCUACACAUUUGAGGCGCUUGUAAAGGUGCUCUCCAGAGGCUUCUGCAUUGGUGAUUUCACAUUCCUGAGAGAUCCGUGGAAUUGGCUGGAUUUUAUGGUCAUCUCCAUGGCGUACAUCACAGAGUUUGUGGACUUGGGGAAUAUAUCUGCUUUGAGGACUUUCCGUGUUCUUCGGGCCCUAAAAACAAUUACUGUAAUCCCAGGUCUUAAAACCAUUGUUGGCGCCUUGAUUCAGUCGGUGAAGAAAUUGGCGGAUGUCAUGAUUCUCACUGUCUUCUGUCUCAGCGUGUUUGCUCUCAUUGGUCUACAACUGUUUAUGGGAAAUUUGCGGCAAAAGUGCGUCAAGUCUUUUGACUGGAGCAACAGUAAUAACCUGACCGUGCUCUUCAAUCACACGGAGAUCAAUGGCACUGAAAAAGCCAACAGCACAUUCAACUUUCAGGAAUAUAUUGAAAAUCCAGAAAACUACUACUAUGUGCCUGGGCAUAUGGAUCCGUUAAUUUGUGGUAACAGCUCUGAUGCAGGGAAGUGCCCUGAGGGGUACACUUGCCUGAAAGCUGGCCCAAACCCAAAUUAUGGCUACACUAGUUAUGACAGUUUUGCAUGGGCUUUCUUAGCCCUUUUCCGGCUAAUGACUCAAGAUUUCUGGGAGAACUUGUUCCAGUUGACACUCCGUGCAGCAGGGAAGACGUACAUGAUCUUCUUUGUAGUCAUCAUCUUCUUGGGUUCGUUCUACCUCAUCAAUCUGAUUCUGGCUGUGGUGGCCAUGGCGUAUGCUGAACAGAAUGAAGCCACCAUUGUAGAAGCAAAAGAGAAGGAGGAAGAAUAUGCAAAAAUCCUGGAACAGCUCAAGAAACAAGCUGAGCAAAAGAACAACAUGGUCAAUGGCAGUAAGACAUCAUUAUCUAGCAGAAAGAAAGGUGAUGAUGACCAAAUUCAGAACGACUUUGAUGGGAUCGCUUUGAAACCUCUCUCAAAGUCAAAUGGAUCCAUAGGCAGCAUGAAUUACUUAGAAGUCCCUAACUCGCAGAUGAGAAUACCAAGUGCAGUGAGCUCUACAGACAAUGCUUUAGAUGGUAAGUCCACAUUUCACUUGUUGAGUUCCACAACAAUUAAAGAAAUCAAAUCAUACUUUUGUGUUUUGUGUAUUAAAAUACUUUCAUCAAUAGAGCUGGAGGAUAUUCAAAGGCCGUGUCCUCCCUGCUGGUACAAGUUUGCUGACAUAUUCCUGAAAUGGGAUUGCUGCUUGCCAUGGGUGAAAUUCAAGAAGUUUAUCUACCUAAUUGUAAUGGACCCUUUUGUGGAUCUGGGCAUCACCAUCUGCAUUGUGCUCAACACUGUGUUCAUGGCUAUGGAGCACUAUCCUAUGACUCAACAUUUCGAACACAUGUUGACAGUGGGGAACCUGGUGUUCACUGGUAUCUUUACAGCAGAGAUGGUGCUAAAACUUAUUGCACUGGACCCAUAUUAUUACUUCCAAGUUGGCUGGAACAUUUUUGACAGCAUAAUUGUGACCAUGAGUCUGGUGGAGUUGGGCUUAGCCAAUGUUGAGGGCUUAUCUGUGCUGAGGUCCUUCCGUCUGAUGCGUGUGUUCAAGCUGGCAAAGUCUUGGCCAACACUAAACAUGCUGAUAAAAAUCAUUGGUAAUUCUGUGGGUGCUCUUGGGAACCUGACCCUUGUCCUGGCCAUUAUUGUCUUCAUCUUUGCUGUGGUGGGGAUGCAGCUUUUCGGAAAAAGCUACAGGGACUGUGUGUGUAAGAUCUCGGAGGAUUGUGAGCUCCCUCGUUGGCACAUGACAGAUUUCUUUCACUCGUUCCUCAUCAUCUUUCGCAUUCUGUGUGGGGAAUGGAUCGAAACAAUGUGGGACUGCAUGGAAGUGGCUGGCCAAGGCAUGUGCAUCGUCGUCUUCAUGAUGGUCAUGGUUAUAGGAAACCUAGUGGUGUUGAAUCUCUUCCUGGCUCUGCUGCUCAGCUCCUUCAGUGGAGACAACCUGGCAGCAUCUGAUGAUGAUGGGGAGAUGAACAAUCUGCAGAUUGCCAUUGCUAGAAUGACAAGAGGCAUUGACUGGGUCAAGGCCUUCGUUAUCGGACAUUUCACACAGUUUCUGGGACUGAAGCCAAAGGAAGAGGGUGUGAAAGCAAACGAAGAAAUCGAUUCUAAAGUGGCCACCAUGAAUUCCAGUCUGUCCGUUAUAAAAGUGCCUAUAGCCAACAGUGAAUCGGAUGAUGACGAUGAUGGCAACAGUUCUUCUGAGGAUGAAGACAAAGAAGAUGUCAAUAAAAAUAGUAAAAAGACAGAUGGAGAUGAAUCAUCAACCUGCAGCACAGUGGACAGACCUACUGAAGUAGUAGAGGUGGAAGAAGAGGAAGAAGAGGACUCCACCAUCCCUGAGGACUGCUACACAGAGAACUGCAUCAGGCGAUGUCCUUGCUUGGAGCUUGACGUCACCCAAAGUAAAAGGAAGGCAUGGUGGAAUUUCCGUAAAACCUGCUUCUCCAUUGUGGAGCACAGCUAUUUUGAAACUUUCAUCAUCUUCAUGAUCCUCCUCAGCAGUGGAGCUUUAGCAUUUGAGGACAUAUACAUUGAACAACGAAGAGUGAUUAAAAUCAUUCUUGAAUAUGCAGAUCAGGUCUUCACCUAUGUUUUUGUCAUUGAGAUGCUUCUGAAAUGGGUAGCCUAUGGCUUCAAGGUCUAUUUCACAAAUGCAUGGUGUUGGCUGGACUUUCUCAUUGUUGAUGUGUCCCUAAUCAGUUUGACUGCAAAUAUCUUAGGCUACUCUGAACUGGGGGCCAUUAAGUCUCUCAGGACUUUGAGAGCGCUGAGACCUCUUCGAGCUCUCUCCAGGUUUGAAGGAAUGAGGGUGGUGGUGAACGCCCUGUUGGGGGCCAUCCCAUCCAUCUUCAACGUUCUCUUGGUCUGCCUGAUCUUUUGGCUCAUCUUCAGCAUCAUGGGAGUCAACCUUUUUGCUGGAAAGUUCUACUACUGCUUCAACUCAACGUCCGAAGAAGUUUUCCCCAUCACUCAGGUCAACAAUAAGAGUGAGUGCUUCGCGCUCAUAGAGGCUGAUCCAAAUGUGCGAUGGAUGAAUAUGAAGGUUACCUUUGAUAACGUAGGCAUGGGAUACCUCUCCUUACUGCAAGUGGCAACAUUCAAAGGAUGGAUGGACAUCAUGUAUAGUGCUGUGGAUUCUCGUGAAGUUGAAAUGCAGCCGGACUACGAGUCAAACCUCUACAUGUACAUUUACUUUGUCAUCUUCAUCAUUUUUGGCUCUUUCUUCACUCUUAAUCUAUUUAUUGGUGUCAUCAUUGACAAUUUCAACCAACAAAAGGCAAAGAUAAGAGGAACUGAUAUCUUCAUGACAGAAGAGCAGAAAAAAUACUACAAUGCCAUGAAGAAACUUGGCUCCAAAAGGCCACAGAAACCAAUUCCUAGGCCUACGAACUGCUUCCAAGGUUUGGUAUUUGACCUGGUCACCAAGCAGUUCUUUGACAUCUUCAUUAUGGUGAUGAUCUGCAUGAACAUGGUGACCAUGAUGGUGGAGACAGAUGACCAGAGUGAAGAGAAGGAAUAUAUCCUGUUCCUUAUCAACUUGGUCUUCAUCAUACUCUUCACCGGGGAGUGCAUUCUCAAGAUCACCGCCUUGCGCUAUCACUACUUUUCCAUUGGGUGGAACAUUUUUGAUUUUGUUGUGGUCAUUCUUUCAAUUGCAGGUCUUUUGCUGGCAGAUCUCAUCGAGAAGUACUUUGUGUCGCCUACGCUGUUUCGUGUCAUCCGACUGGCCAGAAUUGGCCGCGUCCUGCGGCUCAUCCGGGGUGCCAAAGGAAUCCGGACGUUACUGUUUGCGCUGAUGAUGUCACUUCCUGCCCUCUUCAACAUCGGCUUGCUUCUAUUCUUAAUCAUGUUUAUUUUCUCCAUAUUUGGCAUGUCCAACUUUGCCUAUGUGAAAAAAGAAGCGGGCAUCGAUGACAUGUUUAAUUUCGAGACCUUCGGGAACAGUAUCAUAUGUUUGUUCAUGAUCACAACCUCCGCCGGCUGGGAUGGUUUGUUGUCACCUAUACUCAACAGCCCACCAGACUGCGACCCGGAUGUGGAGAACCCGGGAUCGCCUGUCCGAGGAAACUGCGGCAAUGCUGCGGUAGGCAUCGUCUUCUUCUGCAGCUACAUUGUCAUGUCCUUCCUCGUCGUGGUCAACAUGUACAUAGCCAUUAUCCUGGAAAACUUCAACGUAGCGACGGAAGAAAGCAGCGACCCCUUGUGCGAGGAUGACUUUGAGAUGUUCUAUGAAACCUGGGAGAAGUUCGACCCCACCGCCUCUCAGUUCAUCGCUUACAGUAGCCUGUCUGAAUUCUGCGACACUCUGAAAGACCCCCUGAGAAUCCCGAAACCGAACACCCUUACGUUGAUAACAAUGGACCUUCCCAUGGUCCCUGGCGAUAAGAUCCACUGUCUGGACAUUCUCCUGGCCCUCACUACACAUGUGCUGGGAGAUUCUGGCCAGAUGGAUGCCAUGAAAGCAACUAUGGAGGAGAAGUUCAUGGCCAACAAUCCCUCGAAGGUUUCGUACGAGCCCAUCACCAGCACUCUCAGACGGAAGCAAGAAGAAGUGGCCGUUUCGACCAUUCAAAGUGCCUACCGUAAGCACGUCCUCAAACGUGGCCUCAAACACGCCUCAUAUAUGUAUAGAGAGAAGACAAACUCAAAGAGACACGGUGAAGAGGCUCCAGAAAAGGUGGGGAUGAUUGCUAAGAAAAUGAGUCAUCUGUAUGGAGAUCAAUCCAUUGAGGACGACAAACCUACGAGUUUCUCCUUCUCUCAACAUGGGAAACCACUGUAUGGUGUUAAGCGUCACCCAGUGAGAGUACAGAGGGAUGUGGUCUUGCACUCUGCUCCUUUUCCCGCUCCUGACUCCUCAACCACUGCAGAAAAAUUGAGGGAGUCCAUUGUGUAACAGGUUUAAGCCAUACUCUACACGUAAGCUUUGGAAAGCCCAGCAAUACAGAGCACUUUUAGGAGAUUGUUUGUUCAGGGUUAUACCUCGGCACACAACAGCCAGUAUGAAGGAAAUUCAUGGAGUCAGUACGGCGAAUGGCAACGAGUUAUAAUCAAUAUUACUAAUGCAAUCGAUGGUUCCUCCGAGUACUGCCCUUGAGAAGACGAUCACCAAUUGUUUGUCUAAUGGCACUGAAAAUGGUUGAGCUCUUAGUGCAGACAUCAAUGAUUUUCACGCACAGAGCCUGAAAUAACAACGUUUUUAAAAUAAAAAUGGUAAUGAUUAAUACUAAUCGUUCAAAAUAGAUAGAACAGGAAGGAAAACCCAUGAGUUUCCAUAAUACCUGGCAAAGCCUAAAAUAAAUAGUGUUUUAAGAGUAUAUUAAAGAUCAUUUUUGUAGUAUCUGACUUUUACUUUUUAUCAGAAUUUUUCACAGUUCAAUGUGACUAGUAUUUAAAAUAAACUCAUUUGCACUAAAUAAAAAUAACAUUGGUAAAAUGGCCUAAUAAUCAGUAUUUAACAAUAUUAGUCUUAACAGUUAACUGUAAAAAUAUAUAUAUAUAUAUAUUAGCCUUAAUACACACUUUACUAACUGCAGUAAAUCAGGUUUUUAUUCUGGUAGUAUUUUAAACCUUGAAUCAAAUAAAAGCAGAAUCUCUAGUUGGGCCAAAGACAAAAAUAUGACUCUUAAGAUUAAUUAAGUCAGACCAUAAAACACAUAAAUUGUAAAGAGUCUUCCAAACAGUUAGUUACCCAGCUGAACAUAUUGGAAAUAUGGAUUCUGUUAUGUUUAAAUUGCCUAAUGAGCUUUUUUGGUGUGCAGGGUGUACUUGCAAAUUGUUUAUCGCAAGUAUAUAGUCUCAGAAAUCUUUGGCUUCUUUAUGUAGGUUAUUUUUUUACUUUUAGAUAUCAUUUAUUAUGAAUCAGAUAGGCAGUUGUGUUCUGAAUGUCAAGUUGUUCAGCUCAGUUGUAUAGUGAUAAUGGAUAUGAUGACAAUAUACAGAGAAUAUUUUAUAGAUGAAACUAUGCAAAGGACUGCUUGAACAAGGCAUAUUAUGUCGGAAAAACUACAUGUAUGAAUGGAUGUGUCAGGGUCGGAAGAAAAAAAAAUAGCUAUAUUUUUCUAAGCAUUGUGUGUAUGAAGUUCUGUGGACACAGUUCUCAUGUCUACUAUGUCUCCACAGACUGACCUAAUGUGACUCUUAGCAUCCCUAUCAUGUUUUACUGUACCUAUACUCAUCCAGCAUUCAGUUACUCACUCAUAAAUGUUUUGACAUUUUUAUGAUCAACAUUUUAUU